Lolium perenne is the source of this 3543-nucleotide messenger RNA. Its product is annotated as DNA repair protein RAD5A. Gene Ontology annotation, biological process: DNA repair. Lineage: Eukaryota; Viridiplantae; Streptophyta; Magnoliopsida; Poales; Poaceae. The record is from RefSeq and is a predicted model, not a curated record. Gene Ontology annotation, molecular function: hydrolase activity, acting on acid anhydrides, in phosphorus-containing anhydrides; zinc ion binding; ATP binding. Gene Ontology annotation, cellular component: nucleus.
UUUGGGGUUGCAACUGGGCCGUCUUUCCAUCGUGUUGUUGGUAGCAGCAGUAGCAGAGAAGAGCAGAUCCGACAUCCGAGCACGGGCAAAGAAAAGGCGGCAAUUCUUCCCGCGAAAGCUGUAUAGGCGGCGCGAAGCGGGAGGACUCAUUUGCGGGAAACUUUCGCGAGCAAGCCGAGUCACGGCGACAUGGGGAAGGAGAUUGGGAGAGGGGAGCAGGUGGCGACGGUGCGCGCGGUGCUCGGCGAGGAGACGCCGGAGAUGGACAUCAUCCGCGCCCUCCACAUGGCCGGCGACGACCCCACAAAGGCCAUCAACAUCCUCCUCGACUUCCACCACAAGCUGCCGCCGCCGCCCUCCCCGUCGCCCCCGCCCCCGCCGGUCAAACCCACCGCCGAAUCGAUCCGGCCACCCAAAACCCCCGCGCAGUCGAAGCCGGCGGCAGAGAAACCUAGGCCCAAUCCCGCGACCAUCGGCGGCCGCGACCACUGGUGGCUGGUGGGGAGCGCCGAGAUGGCGGGGCUGUCCACCUGCAAGGGCAGGCGCAUCGCCGCCGGGGAACCCGUCAGCUUCUCUAUCCCCAACUCCGCGGCCGCGGCCGCCUCGGGCAAGGGCCGUCCUGGUCGCUUCGCCCUCGCUUCCUGCACCUCGGAGAUUAUGCGUUUCUCAACACCGCAGCAGGGGGAGGUGGGUCGCAUCCCCAACGAGUGGGCGCGGUGCCUGCUACCCCUUCUCAAGGAGGGGAAGGUAAAAGUUGAAGGCCUCUGCAAAUCUGCUCCCGAGGUUCUUAGCAUCAUGGACACCGUCCUCCUGUCUGUAAGUGUAUAUAUUGACAGCGCAAUGUUCCGAGAUCAAAAGCAAUCAUUGCCCAAGGCAGCCCGUGUUGCUACUGAGGAUUCCACAUUCCAUCCACUGCCUGCACUUCUUAAGGUCAUUGGGCUUUCCCCUUUUAAGAAGGCAGCAUUUACUCCAGAAGAUCUCUAUUCCAGAAAGAGACCAAUUGAUAGAAAGAGCAGUACUGGCGAGACAGCCACAAAGUUGACAUCUGAGAAAUUGAAAUUGUCUUCUGGUGGAAAUGAAGAUGACCAUGGUGAGGAGACUGUUUCAGAUACUGAUUUGGAUGAUAUAAUUGGAAUCUCAGAUAGUUCUGCACUGGAGGAGAGGGCUCCACCUGACGCUCUGCAGUGCGAUCUACGCCCUUACCAGAAGCAGGCCCUUCACUGGAUGCUGCAGCUUGAGAAAGGCAGCUCCUCCCAGGAUGCAGCUACAACUCUUCACCCUUGCUGGGAGGCAUAUAAACUUGAGGACAAGAGGGAGCUUGUUUUAUACUUGAAUGUAUUUUCAGGGGAUGCCACCACUGAAUUUCCUAGUACAUUGCAGCUUGCUAGAGGAGGGAUCCUGGCAGAUGCAAUGGGUCUAGGGAAGACUAUUAUGACGAUAGCUCUUCUUCUUUCUGAUUCGGGCAAAGGAUGCAUCACAACUCAGCAUAGUAGUCAGAUCUCUGGAGAAGCUAAUGGGUUGGGUGAAAUUUCUGCCCAGUCUCAUGAUUCUGUCAAGAAUCUAGCUAGCCCAUUCUCUUUUAGCAAGCUCAGGAAACCCAAGGCCCCACUGAUUGGAGGUGGAAGUCUAAUUAUCUGCCCAAUGACACUACUUAGUCAGUGGAAGGCAGAGAUUGAAGCUCAUACUGAGCCGAAUUCUGUGAAUAUAUAUGUUCAUUACGGCCAAAGCAGACCAAAAGAAGCAAACUUUAUUGCUCAGAAUGAAAUUGUCCUGACCACCUAUGGUGUUGUGGCAUCAGAAUUUUCGACUGAGGGUUCUACGGAAAAGGGUGGCCUCUACUCUGUUCACUGGUUUAGGAUUGUGCUUGACGAGGCACACAUGAUAAAAUCAUCAAAAAGUUUAAUAUCCCAAGCUGCUGCUGCCCUCACUGCUGAUCGGCGCUGGUGUCUUACUGGUACACCAAUUCAGAACAAAUUGGAGGACAUAUACAGCCUUUUUAGGUUUCUGAGGGUUGAACCUUGGAGGAACUGGGCUUUGUGGAAUAAACUUGUACAAAAACCAUUUGAAGAAGGUGAUGAAAGAGGCUUAAAGCUAGUGCAGACCAUUUUAAAGCCAGUAAUGUUGAGGAGAACAAAAAGUAGCACAGACAAGGAGGGCAGACCAAUCCUCACUUUACCUCCUGUGAAUAUUGAAGUGAAAUAUUGUGAUCUAUCAGAGACUGAGAAGGAUUUCUAUGAAGCUCUAUUUCGGCGAUCUAAGGUGAAAUUUGAUCAGUUUGUGGAGCAAGGAAAAGUCCUGCAUAAUUACGCUUCAAUUCUUGAGUUGCUUUUACGCCUUAGGCAAUGUUGUGACCAUCCGUUCCUUGUUAUGAGUCGCGGAGAUACACAGGAGUUUGCGGAUCUCAAUAAGCUUGCAAAGCGUUUCCUGCAUGGUGGUAAUAAUGCUGCUAACGGGGAUUCUUCAUCCCUUCCUUCGAAGGCUUACAUUGAAGAGGUUGUCCAAGAACUGCGGAAGGGUGAAGGGGAGUGCCCUAUUUGCCUUGAAGCCUUUGAGGAUGCUGUGUUAACUCCCUGUGCUCACCGUUUAUGCCGAGAGUGUAUUUUUUCUAGUUGGCAGAGUCCGGCAGCAGGUCUUUGUCCUGUCUGUAGAAAGUCGAUGAGCAAGCAAGAUCUUAUUACUGCUCCAACAAAUAGUCGCUUUCAAAUUGAUGUCGAGAAGAACUGGGUUGAAUCUUCCAAGAUAUCCUUUCUUCUACAGGAACUAGAAUCUCUUCGCAGUUCAGGUGCCAAGAGCAUUGUGUUUAGCCAGUGGACUGCAUUUCUAGAUCUCUUGCAAAUUCCACUUUCCAGGCAUGGCUUCUCGUUUACUAGACUGGAUGGGACCUUAACUCUUCAGCAGAGAGAGAAAGUAAUCAAUGAGUUUUCUAAUGACAAGAGCAUUCUGGUUUUACUAAUGUCCCUGAAGGCCGGUGGUGUUGGGAUAAACCUUACUGCUGCAUCUAAUGCAUUUGUCAUGGACCCUUGGUGGAAUCCUGCUGUGGAAGAACAAGCUGUCAUGCGCAUCCAUCGAAUUGGUCAAACAAAGAGCGUUUCUAUCAAAAGGUUCAUUGUCAAGGGCACUGUUGAGGAACGAAUGGAAUCUGUGCAGGCUCGUAAGCAGCGAAUGAUUUCUGGAGCGUUGACGGACGACGAAUUCCGCACUUCACGUCUAGAAGAACUGAAGAUGCUUUUCUCUUAAGGAAACACAAGGGUUUCCCAUAAGCAUUCUUGGGGCGUUUGCAUCCAUAUCUGACAACCUAACACAGUAACAUGGGAUGCUUGCUGAUUUUUUGCCCAGAUGUCAAGAGAGGAAGGCAAGAACGAAGCGGUAAGAAAAUCCUGUAGGUUGCCGUCCAUGUAUUUUUGUAUGGAAAUUCUUACAACCCAAUGUAGCUCUUCUGCUCUACAAAAGAAAAUUUAAUCUGAGUUGAUGUAGGCUUGAUUUUGUGUAUAUAUGCAGAUGGAUUUGAAAAAAUCGAGAGUUGACAAGAGAAAAGGUUCUACA